AACUAGGUAAAUACUACAGUAUACGUAACGUGUAUUAUAGUAUUUCCCUAGUUGUUCAUACAUGUUUCUUGUGAAGAAUGGGGGCCCUGUUGUUUAGCCGGCGAAACGAACGAAAACGAACGGUAAAAAUGAAACGCAACGGUUGCUGCUCAGUUCAGCAUACUGAAUAUGGUAGGGAUGGAUAGCAUCCGCGCGAUUGGUUCGCGCUGUUCACUGUCAGAGCAACGGGAGAGGGCAACCCCUUCGCGAGGGAAGUGCAUCUCAUGACGACCAAAUCUACCCGUCUGCAUCGAUUGUAUCAAACACAACCUGUUUCAAGCAGGCAUAAUCUACGUUUAGCCUGGAUACUAACGUUUCGCGUUUAACACAAUUCGCGGUCGAAUUUUUUCCAGUUUCUGCCCUACUAAGGUACUUUGCCUCGUCACGCUUCUCGUCGUCCUUAAUUCCGUCAGCUGGUCAAUGACGGCGCAUAUGACAACGAGAGUAGAGGCAGUGGUGACUAACGGUGACUAAAGGCAGUGGUGAGUCAGGACGGCAAGGACAUCGGAUGUGCCCCACUGAGGAAUUGCGACGGCACCAACAACAGCAGCGGCAGGUGGGAGUAGCGCCGCUCCUCGUAUCUGACUUUUAUGAGAGUAGGGAGCGUCGCGCAAUAUUCCGCGCAACCGACAUCGUGUGGGGAUCGAAGCUCUAACGGCUACUGGCCAAUUCGUGUAGAUCCAGUGAGUCAUCGUCAAGCACACAAAUCGCUCUUAUCUCAUUAAAUCCGAAGAUGGACCCGCGGAUUCAGGACGAUCUCAACGACGUCCUUCUUAAGAGGGAUCACGAUUCCGUCGACGAUUUCGAGCAUCUCGGCCACGACGGCUCUCCAGACGAUCGUUCGGAGCAGCAGCCGCAGCCGCAGCAGCAACAGCAACAGCAACAGCAUCAACAACCGCCACCGCAGCCAAUUGACACGCCACGUGUCGAUGAUCUGCUACACAUCGGUGAUUCUUUUCAUCCACUGGACUCGACAUUGCCCAGCGCGCUUCUUGACGCCGAAGCGAAACCCGUGCCGGCGACACCGCCGCCUUCCGCAGACUUCGAUAAGUGCGCAGCCAUGGCGCAGUCGUCGGAUCCGUUCCAGCAGCCGCUGGACCCGGUCGAUCCCAAGCUAGCCAGUAUGACGUUCGUCGAGACCGAGCGGAUCUAUCAUCACCAACUUCAUGAUGAUGACGACGACGACGACGAUGACGACGACGAUGACAACGAGCAGGAAGAGAUACUUCUCCAACCGCCGUUGUUAUCGACCUCGACCGCGACUACGACCAUUCAACCUGAUAGCGACCUUUUACUGUCAUCGUUGAUGAAACCCGUCGACAGCAAGGUUCAAUCGAUCGAGAAACGCGAGGAUACACUGUUUACCGAUUAUGGAAAACAAUAUGAGCGCGACGUCACUCCAUUGGGCAGCACUACCGACGAUUUUAUGCAAAGCAUCAAGUCGUCGAUGCUGCCGGCACCGGAAAAAUCACCACUCAUAGACUUUCUUGGAGAUGACAGCGAGCUAUUGAAGGAGAACAAAGUUAAGAAUAUUACGGAUGAUGACUCAUGGAACAUGAUGGAGAAAAUAGACCUGAAGCGGGAACAGGCGAAGAUAUUCGAACCGCCAACGAAACCGCUGCCUCCAUUACCUAGGGAGGCGCAGCUCCUGGCGAAGGCACAUCAGGACGUGUACGAAACAUCGAGUGACUUCUUAAUCGCGGAGGCUACAAAGCCGUCACCGCCGCUGCCGCAGCAGACAGCCGAUUCGAAGCAGGAGAGUAUCAAACGGCGCGAAAUACCAAAGCCCAAAGAAACCGAUUACGUCCCUUCUCGUCCAAUCAGCAAGAAGCAAGAAAUUGAAAUCGCGCCAAAGGAAAUUUUCCGAGAUAUGGGAUUAGACGCAUGGUUUAACCCUGAAAGACUGAAUCCAAAAGUGGCAGGUCUGAUAUACUGGCGCGAUCCAAAAAAGUCAGGAAUUGUGUUCGGCACGAUACUGGGCGUACUUCUGUCAUUGGCCUAUUUUAGUCUGAUUAGUGUGCUGGCUUAUAUGUCACUUCUUGCCCUUAGCGGUACCAUUAUUUUCCGUAUCUACAAAACUGUUCUUCAAGCAGUUCAGAAGACCUCGGACGGUCAUCCAUUCAAAGACAUUCUUGAUCUGGAUCUGACAUUACCAGCUGAGAAAGUACAUGAAGUCGCAGAUGUCGCAGUUGCACAUGCUAAUGCAGCUGUCGGUGAAUUGCGCAGACUUUUCCUCGUUGAAGAUUUCGUUGAUUCUCUUAAAUUUGGCGUUUUGCUAUGGUGUCUCACUUACGUGGGUUCUUGGUUCAAUGGCAUGACUCUUAUUAUAAUCGGAGUGGUUGCUCUCUUCACACUGCCUAAGGUCUAUGAAACGAAUCAGGAGCAGAUCGAUCAGAAUUUAGCCUUGGUGCAGACAAAGAUCAGUGAAAUUACCACCAAAGUGAAGGCGGCAAUCCCUCUUGGCAAAAAGACUGAGCCAAUAAAGGAAGAAUAAAAGAAAGUCAGAGUGGCAACAAUCCAACGAACAGCUGAAACAGCAAAUAUAGAAAAGUUUAAGUUAGAAGCAAACGAAAGAAACGUGAAAAGUGAGAGAAGAGCUUGAAAGCGCGUGUAAGAAGACUAAUACACGAUCGAGGAGAAUACUUGCAUUAUUAAAACGAGGAUUGAACCUUGUAACUACGCGGGAAGUGGGAAUUAUUGGCGAUGGGAAUUCUUUGCGAGCUUGGCCGUCGUAUUUCCGGAGAAGAAUAUCAAUUUUUUGAAGUCGGCAAGGAUCGUGCACGCGUACAUCGACAUUCUAAUCACGAAAAUUCUUAUUGAGGAAGUAAACACCGCGAGAGAAAGAAAGAAAAAGAAAAAAUAACACUUAGUGAUUAAUUAAUCGUUUAUUAUUACGAUAAAAAGCGACGGCAUGUUUUUAGCCAGCAAACAAUGCAAUGUGCGCGGGGUAGCUUUCAAGGAUGAAAUCAGCCCUUCGUCUCUCCCUUCCUUCUUUUUCGUCGUACUAUUUGACAAAUGUGUUUUACGGUUAUCAUAAACUUCGUGUUUUUACCUAUCCGAUGAUGUCCUUUGUUUUUCUCUUCGCGAAAAGAGAGAAGUAUGAAAGCAAACGAGAAAAUAAAAAAAGUAGAAUGAAUGCUUAUGAAUAUGUGAGAGAGAAUGAAUAAUAAGGCUGUAUGUGAUUUAUCUUAGUCCUGUCUUCGUCGGAACGUCGUAUUUCGCUUGGAUCAUUAUUUCGCGGAUCGGACGCCGCCAAAAUAAUCGUUUUACGACAAGAUAUAAAUGAGAAAUGGGGGGUGUCGGAAAAGAUAGUGAUACUUUAAAGAUUUAGAAUAGAAAAGAAUGGCGAAUACGAGAUGUCCAACGUAUAAAUAGAAUUUAUUCGUCAGUGACUUUAAAGAUCUUAUAAUUACCUAAUUUACAGCGAUAUCCCCUAACAUCUUGAUGUUUUCAGUUGUUGUGUUUGAGAGAAUUAAAUGGAGAUUUAAUAAUGAAUUAAAUUAUGCAGAAACGUGUAUAUUGUAUCUGUCUCUCAAUGACGUUGACGUUUGCAUAAUUAUUGCUGCUGCAUCAUUAAUUGUAAUUAUAUCGUUAUGUACGCACUCGCAAAUAUAUAUAUAUAUACACAACGUAUAUGCAUAUGCUCAUGUAUAAUGUACGUAUGUAUAUGUGUACAAAUGCGCAUGUGUGCAUAUGAAUGGAAGGGACGACUAUCGAAGAAAAUGAUCUUAAGUGAAAAGGCACGAAAUAUAUUAAACGGUAAACGAUAAAGACGCAACUUUAUAUCAUAAUACCUACAACUAUUAGAAAACGUGUUUUUAUCGGGACCGAUAUCAAAAUGUUAAGAAUGUGAAUUAUAACAUGCAUAAUAUGCUUCUUGUCGUUUUCAUUAUUGCAUCUGCAUUCGCAUCCGCAUUAAUUUAUAAAUAAAUGAUAUUAAAUAAAA
Trachymyrmex cornetzi is the source of this 3985-nucleotide messenger RNA. RefSeq names its product reticulon (gene Rtnl1). The record is from RefSeq and is a predicted model, not a curated record. The transcript is spliced from 7 exons. NCBI's taxonomy places the organism in Eukaryota, Metazoa, Arthropoda, Insecta, Hymenoptera, Formicidae. The coding region runs from base 773 to 2533 and encodes 586 amino acids. Gene Ontology annotation, cellular component: endoplasmic reticulum membrane; axon.